Molecule: messenger RNA, 969 nt
Organism: Lipotes vexillifer (Yangtze River dolphin)
Lineage: Eukaryota; Metazoa; Chordata; Mammalia; Artiodactyla; Lipotidae
Gene: GUK1
Product: guanylate kinase 1
Exons: 8
Coding region: 31-690 (219 amino acids)
Biological process (GO): purine nucleotide metabolic process
Cellular component (GO): cytosol
Molecular function (GO): GMP kinase activity
Source: RefSeq, a predicted model, not a curated record
CGUCCCCGCGGGCGGUGGCGGCGACCCUUCAUGCUGCGGCGCCCGCUGGCCGGGCUGGCGGCGGCCGCCCUGGGCCGGGCCCCCUCGGACGGGAUGUCAGGACCAAGGCCCGUUGUCCUGAGCGGACCCUCAGGGGCUGGGAAGAGCACCCUACUGAAGAGACUCCUGCAGGAACACAGCAGCAUCUUCGGCUUCAGCGUGUCCCACACCACAAGGGACCCGAGGCCAGGAGAGGAGAACGGCAAAGAUUACUACUUUGUGACCAGGGAGGUGAUGCAGCGGGACAUUGCCGCCGGAGACUUCAUCGAGCAUGCCGAGUUCUCAGGGAACUUGUAUGGGACCAGCAAAGCAGCUGUGCGGGCUGUGCAGGCCAUGAACCGCAUCUGCGUGCUGGAUGUGGACCUGCAGGGCGUGCGCAACAUCAAGAAGACCGACCUGCGGCCUGUCUACAUCUUUGUGCAGCCACCCUCACUGGAUGUCCUGGAGCAGCGGCUGCGGCAGCGGAACACAGAGACGGAGGAGAGCCUGGCUAAGCGUCUGGCUGCUGCCCGGGCUGACAUGGAGAGCAGCGAGGAGCCCGGCCUGUUUGACCUGAUCAUCGUCAACGACAGUCUGGACAAGGCCUACUGGGCCCUGAAGGAGGCGCUCUCCGAGGAAAUAAAGAAGGCUCAAGCAACUGGUCACUCCUGAGCAGGUCCACUGGCUAUAACUCUUCAGGUGGGGCCUAGGGCCUGGCACCCACCCGCAGCGGGCCAGGGUCUCCGGCGGUGGCUCUGCUCACCUCAGCUAGCACCCAGGGUUUGGGGUGCUGCCUAUCUUCCCUCACUCCCCCACCGUGACUGGAGGACUUUUCUCUCACCUCCUCUCCCCAUGUCCAUUUCUAGGCUUCCUCCCCACCCCGCCCUAUCAACCCCCCUCCCGUGGAAGCUGGGCCAACAUCCAAAUAAAGAACUGCUGGGUUAGAGUGUC